Rhizopus microsporus ATCC 52813 is the source of this 459-nucleotide messenger RNA. RefSeq lists its product as uncharacterized. Bases 1 to 459 code for a protein of 152 amino acids. NCBI's taxonomy places the organism in Eukaryota, Fungi, Mucoromycota, Mucoromycetes, Mucorales, Rhizopodaceae. The record is from RefSeq and is a predicted model, not a curated record. The transcript is spliced from 5 exons.
AUGGGAGACACUGUUCCGAACAGUUUCAAGAGCAUAGACGCAAGGUCCAAGUUGGAUUUGAGGGUUCUGCCUUCUGCAUUAGUAGCUCAUCUUGAUACAUGCCUGGGCAGUUCGCAGCUGUAUAACGCUGGCGCACACAAUGAAUACCCAUCCUUUGCGUCAAUGAAAAACGAAUAUGAAAUCCCUGAUGCAAUUUGGCAAAGCCUUAAAAACAUAAUGCAUUCAAGCAAUAGCAUUGCCAACAAACUGAAAAGGGUAGAUUCCUUAAAGCCUUGCAAUAUUAACGAAAGAACACAAAAAGAGGUGUACAGGCACAUACUAAGCAUGCACCUAUACAAGGCGCAUUUGUUUUCCGAUGGACAAAUAAAAAAUUAUUCAGAGGAAGAUUACAAAGUGAAGUUCUGGUCUUUUAUUUUGGAAGAAUUCUUUGGUAGUUCUUCUGUAGUCAUCAGUGUUUAA